UGUAAGUCACAGCACUGCAUUUGCAUGUGAGGAGUGAUUAGUGGGUUUGAAAGCAGGCUCUGGUUGAGCCUCAGUUCCCGCUCUGUUCAAGUAGCAGGAGGAAGUGUUUUGCUAGGAGAUGAUGAUUGAGGUCAUGCUUUGCUAAUGGGCCAGUAAAAGAACUGUGGAGGCGAGGCACAUUGAGCAGGGACACAUACAUUAUAACACUGGAAUCAUCAUUCUAGGUGUGCACUGUGCCUGUAUACUGCACUCACACACUGCCUCUCCCGUGAUACAGUGACAGCCCCUCUCACUGCCAAUCUCUGUCUGUCCCUCAGAAACCCAGCAAGGGCUCAUCAUCUCUGGGAGCAACAAACCGCUUUAUUCCCUUACAAAACUCUUUUUAAAAAAAAAAAAAAAAACCAAGAGGAGAGACAAUCAAAAAAACAACAACACAACAACAACAGCUUCUUAUCGGAGCUGCUCCACUAACUAUUCUUCAAAGGAUCCUGACAGCAAGAAAAUGUUUCACACAGAGGGAAAACACUAACAGCCAUCCAGCAGAUGCUGGUGUGGAGUCGACAUUUUGGGAAGAGAAACACAGAUUUCAGAAUUCCAUAGAACUGCCACGUGGGAUUUGGUUGCAACUUUUCAACAUGCAAAACAGUCACAGUGGAGUUAACCAGCUUGGUGGAGUGUUUGUGAACGGUAGACCUUUGCCAGAUUCUACCAGACAAAAAAUUGUUGAGCUGGCUCACAGUGGAGCAAGACCUUGUGAUAUCUCCAGAAUACUCCAGAGCCAUGCAGAUGCAAAAGGCCAAGUACUGGAUAGUCAAAACGUGUCCAACGGGUGUGUGAGUAAGAUUUUGGGGAGAUAUUACGAGACUGGAUCCAUCAGACCCAGGGCAAUCGGGGGCAGUAAGCCUAGAGUUGCAACGCCAGAGGUGGUUAGCAAGAUUGCUCAGUAUAAGAGGGAGUGCCCAUCCAUUUUUGCUUGGGAAAUUCGAGACAGGUUGCUGUCUGAGGGAGUCUGUACCAACGACAACAUACCUAGUGUAUCAUCCAUAAACAGAGUCCUCCGCAACCUGGCGAGCGAAAAGCAACAGAUGGGCGCAGAUGGCAUGUAUGACAAGCUGAGAAUGCUGAAUGGGCAGACUGGCACCUGGGGUACCCGGCCUGGGUGGUACCCGGGCACAUCAGUGCCAGGUCAGCCUACACAGGAUGGAUGUCCGCAGCCAGAAGGAGGGGCGGAGAAUACAAAUUCCAUCAGCUCCAACGGGGAAGAUUCGGAUGAGGCUCAGAUGAGACUUCAACUGAAAAGAAAGCUUCAAAGAAACAGAACUUCGUUUACCCAGGAACAAAUAGAGGCUUUAGAAAAAGAAUUCGAACGGACCCAUUAUCCCGAUGUGUUUGCCAGAGAAAGAUUAGCUGCCAAAAUAGACUUGCCAGAAGCGAGGAUACAGGUAUGGUUCUCUAAUCGACGGGCAAAAUGGCGAAGAGAGGAAAAAUUGCGCAAUCAGAGAAGACAAGCCAGUAACACGCCAAGUCAUAUUCCCAUAAGCAGCAGUUUCAGCACCAGUGUCUAUCAACCAAUUCCGCAACCCACCACGCCAGUCUCCUCAUUCACAUCAGGCUCCAUGCUGGGAAGAACAGACACAGCUCUGACAAACUCAUACAGCGCUUUACCACCCAUGCCCAGCUUCACAAUGGCAAACAACCUGCCUAUGCAACCCCCUGUACCCAGCCAGGCAUCCACCUAUUCAUGCAUGCUACCCACAAGUCCAUCUGUAAAUGGGCGGAGCUAUGAUACAUACACACCUCCCCACAUGCAGACACACAUGAACAGCCAGCCAAUGGGUACAUCUGGCACCAACUCGACAGGUCUCAUUUCCCCUGGAGUGUCAGUCCCAGUACAAGUACCCGGCAGUGAGCCUGACAUGUCUCAAUACUGGCCAAGACUACAGUAAAAAUCGUGUUAAUUUAACCAAUGACUUUAUGGAAAAUAAUUGGAUGUUCAGCAGUAUUUUAUAAACAAGGUUUGACUGGAAAAUUACUUCUGCACAGUAACUGUGCCAUGGUUCUCUUGGAGAGACUGAAUCAUCGACUUUUGCACAUUGACGCCAUUAUAUCAGUUGGAACAAAUCUUCAUUUUGAUAUCCAAACUUUUAUCCAUUUGAUGUAAUAUUUGUAAAUUGACAUUUGUAUGUUGAGAUGAACAGAACAACAUGGAUGGAUCUGAUCUGCAUUGGUCAUGCAAACAUUUUUUUAGUGUAUUUUUUUUUUUUUUUAAGAAAGCCAUGAUCAAGCCACGAAAAAUUUGAAACAUUUUAUCAAGAUAUAUCGAUAUCGACUACUGAUUUUGUUUUUACAUGGACCAAUGCUCCACAUUUGUAUCAAGCCCUUCGCAUAGAGUGCAAAAUGGAACUGUUGUCACGACGCCCCCAUCCCCCAAAUCUCCCUGUGGUUUCCCCAAAGGUUGAUAUUGUUUCCAAAAACAAAAAAAAAAGGUAAAAAGAAAAAUUGACGAGAAAGAUGUUUGGUAGAUGAAAGGUAGAUUGUGUCUUCGAUAUAAUCCAGUUUGUUUUAUGUCGAAAUGUACGUUUUUUUUUUGUCUUCCCUAGAAAUCCCCCAGAACGAUUUCUAUAAUAAAGUUAAUUUCAUUUAUAUUUGACAACGAUAUUGUAUAGAUGUUUUAUACACAUUUCCAUGCAUCAUGCGUUUUAUUUUUUUGUUGUUGUUUUUUUUUUUGAUCAACAAAUCGUUUUACUGUUCCUAGAUAGAUUGUACAAAAAUGUUCACAGUCCAAUCAUUCCUGUGCAUUUAGAGCAUUCCUUAUACCAAUUAAAAAUGCUUGCAAGAGUUUUCAAGUUAA
Pelobates fuscus (common spadefoot toad) is the source of this 2851-nucleotide messenger RNA. It is a transcript of the gene PAX6, whose product is annotated as paired box 6. The transcript is spliced from 13 exons. The record is from RefSeq and is a predicted model, not a curated record. Gene Ontology annotation, molecular function: DNA-binding transcription factor activity, RNA polymerase II-specific; RNA polymerase II cis-regulatory region sequence-specific DNA binding. Gene Ontology annotation, biological process: regulation of transcription by RNA polymerase II; anatomical structure development. The coding region runs from base 636 to 1946 and encodes 436 amino acids. NCBI's taxonomy places the organism in Eukaryota, Metazoa, Chordata, Amphibia, Anura, Pelobatidae.